AUAAAAAAAUCAUUCAAAAAAUUUCGCUCUUCCCUUGGUGGAGGUGCUGGUAGCAGUCGAAAGAAAAACAAAAGCACUAUCUUAAGAUUACAAAGGAGAGAUUAUUCCAAUUAUCUACGAAAAAUGGCUCAAGAUUCAUCAAUAAAUGAGCGAAAUACAGAGGAGGAGCCUUCAACAAGCAGAGCUGUCUUAACAAACAGUCCACUUAAAAAAAGAAGUCCUUUUAAGAAGAAAUCGUUUGUUAAAUUAAAAGACAACAAAUACAGAGACGAACUUAUCGAGAAAUACAAGCUGAAUUCCAAAAAAAGAUUUCCAAUUGGAUUGAAUGGUCUUUCAUCGCCAAGCCUUAGUCAAGCUACGUCAAAGAAAAUUAUCCAUCAAAUUAAAAAACGAAAUAAUAAAUCGUAUAACAAAAGUCCCGCCAAAUCAAAUAUGCUAGAUGAAACUCCUCGUCAAAGAUCAUCAAAUGAAGGAAGAACAACAAAAAUUGAGGUUAUAGAUGAUGAUUGCAUUUGCAUAGAAACCAAACCAGAAGUUAUAACUAUUGAAGAUGAAACUAUUGCUCCCAUGAAUGUUGUCAAAGAACUGGAAAUGAAAUACUUAAAAUUUAAACAAUACGAAGCAAUAGGUAGCAUUCGUAUGAAUCAUCAACUCGAAGAUAAUAAAAACAAUCAAGUUUUAACUUCAACACCAAAUCCAAAUCGAUCAAAUGGUGUUAUGUUAACCCGCGGUCCAUUUAAUCAAGACGCAGACUCUAGUUUUGGUGCAUUGUCAUCUAGUACAAUAUGUUACAAUUCCGAUGAUAUUACCAUUGUUGAAGAUGUUAGACCUACCACCACCAAUGAUGAUGUUAUUGUUAUUGAUGAUACAAUUGUACCUAGUAAAAAAAGUUUACGACGAGAGGCGGCGAAAAGAAAUAGAUCGAAAAAUAAUGAUGAUUCGGUGAUAUUUGUUAGUGAGAAUUUUUCACCUUCUAGAAAACGAACAGCACCUGCACCUGCUUUUAUACCAUUAAAUACACCUGCAGAAGAGGUGAAAAUUAAAUUGCCACCAAUUCCUGACUCACCCCCAAGGCCGAAACGAAAAUGUACCCAACGUAAUAAUGAUCUUUUUACGUCCAGAGAAGAGAAACAGCUCAAACAAUACAAUGAAAAUGCUUAUAAUCCCAACAAAGACGCAGACAAAGAGAAAACAGAAAAGAAAAGAAUGGUCAUAAUCGAUGGCAGUAAUGUAGCCUACCAACACGCUCUUAACAAAGAGUUUUCGGUAAAAGGUCUUAAAAUAUGCCUUGAUUAUUUUACUAAAAUGGGUUACGAGGUAAAAGCUGUUGUGCCACAGUAUCGUUUGCAAAAGCAAAAAUCAUCAAAUCCUGGAGAAUUAGAAACGUUACAUCGAGAAGGUAAAAUAGUUUUUACACCAUGUAAAAAUUUACCUGGAAAAUCUUCAACUUCAUAUGAUGAUAGAUUUAUUUUGCAAUUAGCAUCUGAACUAGAUGCCGCUGUUGUAUCAAAUGACAAUUACCGUGACCUUCUCAAUGAGAAUGCAGCACUUAAAAAAAUUAUCGAGAAUCGUGUUAUUGGUUAUACAUGGUGUAAUGAUGUAUUCAUUUUACCAAAAGAUCCCUAUGGCAAAUGGGGUCCAACACUCGAUACGAUUCUCAAUCGAUCGUAGAGGGAAAAAAUUAUUUUAAUUAAAAAAGGGUUUUGUGUAAAUUCGUGUAUAAAAAAAUUCCAUCUUUCCUUUUUUCGAGAUAAAGUUUAUUUCUAUAA
This is a messenger RNA of Episyrphus balteatus (marmalade hoverfly), 1769 nucleotides long. Its product is annotated as NEDD4-binding protein 1-like. Gene Ontology annotation, molecular function: mRNA binding; RNA endonuclease activity. Gene Ontology annotation, cellular component: cytoplasmic ribonucleoprotein granule; nucleus. Lineage: Eukaryota; Metazoa; Arthropoda; Insecta; Diptera; Syrphidae. Bases 124 to 1671 code for a protein of 515 amino acids. The record is from RefSeq and is a predicted model, not a curated record. The transcript has 6 exons.